Messenger RNA from Plasmodium coatneyi, 3642 nucleotides. RefSeq lists its product as uncharacterized. Gene Ontology annotation, molecular function: protein binding. The transcript has 2 exons. The record is from RefSeq and is a predicted model, not a curated record. Lineage: Eukaryota; Apicomplexa; Aconoidasida; Haemosporida; Plasmodiidae. Bases 1 to 3642 code for a protein of 1213 amino acids.
AUGGACAUCAACCUGUACAUCCACAGUGUUGAAGUGGAGCUGGCCAGGGGGGACACAACUGUGAGGGAGGAUGAGCAGGAGGAAGCAAAUGUGGUGUACUGCCUGCAUAUUAAAGUGGAGAGUGGGGACUCAAGGGGAGAUUCAAGCAGUUGGGCAAAUGGUCAGCCAAGUAGUGACGCAGGUGGCCGCUCCUAUGGCGCGCAGCGUGAUCUGAAGAACGAAAUGCCGAAUGGACUCUUUUAUGAAACGCCAUGGUACAUGUGCGUGAAGAAGGGACAAAACGAAAUAUGCCUCAUGUCUUACGAAGUGAACAUUUCACACGCCUUUAACAUGCUGGAGAAGGAUGAGGGGCUCAUCCUGUACGUGCUGCGGAAAGACCUGAACAAAGACAAAGUGGAUUAUCUGCACCGAAGCGAGCUCAACAUGAAGAACAAAAGACUCUACGAUAAGAACUAUUGUAUCCUUUUCGAAAAUGAUAAACUAAAGGGGAAAAUAAAAGUGCAUUUAAAAAAUGGAAUUAUAUAUAAUAACACGUUAAGUGAAAUAAAAACGGGUAAUUAUUUGAAAGACGUCCAUGUGGAGAAAUUUUUGCCGAGUGAAUUUCCCACAGAGUUAGGUCAAGCACAAGUGGACGAAAGGAUUGACCUUGGUCCAAAAGAACAAAGCGGAUUGUCACAAGACAAGAAUAUAAUUAACGAAUUUAAUGAACUGCUUAACGCGAGGAGAAUUUUAUACUGGGUCUACAUAGACGACAACGGGAAGGAACAAGGCCCCUUCAACAGCAACACCAUUUUUACUUGGAUCAUAAAUGAGUAUUUUGAGGACGAUACUUUGAUCAGAUUACACGAUAAGGGUAAGUACUACAAAUUGUGCGAAGUGAUUGGCUAUAUUGAAAAAAACGUGUUACUAAAUUCGGGCAGCCAUGAACUGGUUGGUGACAACAUUCAGGGUGCCCUUUCCCAGGGAGUGAAUAAAAAUUGGGAAGUUUCGAAAGGGAGCCUAACGGAGAAACAGAAAAUUUUCAUCCACGGGGGAGCUACUACCAGAAAUAACAUGGCCGAUUACGUCAUAAACAAAAGUGAGAUGUAUUUUCCCGAAGGAGAGUACGUUGGACAGUACACGGAGAAAACUUCCGAAAAAUUAAGCGACAAGUACAGCAACGAAGUGGAUGCAACUAAAUCCACUUGUGAUAUUCGCAGUAAAAGUGAAGAUUUUCCAAAGGGGACAGAUGCCACAAUUCAGAACACAGCGCAUAGUAGCAAAAAUGGAAAAAAAAAAAAUCAAGUGAAAAGGCUGAAAAAGGAGAUUAAAAGGAUCAAGGACGAAAUGGUUAAAUUGAAGGAAAGUGCUUGCUCGAGUACACGUGCCAUUUGUAACGAUGCGGAGGUGGAGGCACGUCAUGACUGGUCCCCUCGGUGUGGGGAGGACAAGACGUCCAAUUUAUUGACCAACGGGGCAUCGAAACAGAAUUCCUGCACCACCCAAAAGGAAUCCCAGAUCAACACAAAUAAUAAUGUAACUCAUGAGACGACGCAAUUUGGAUUUCCCCAUGAAAAUGGCAAACCACACACAUAUCAGUGUGAACAGAACGUAGGGAGAAGUACCGCCCAGAAUAACGGAAAGAGUGUAACAACUGGACAUGUUAAAGCGUGUGUAAAUUACGCCAAUGAUCCUUUUUCAAGCGAAGCAGACAUGAUUGAAAAAAUAAUUAGUGACAUUAAUGAAGAGUUUCGAAUAAAAGAAAGUCACCAAAAGCAGAGGUGCAUGGAAAUUGCCAUGAGUAGUAUAAGUCAAGCUCAGGAGUGUCUUCUCAACAUAAAGAAGAAGCGAAUGACAUCCUACUUGAACAGAAUAAUAAAUUUAUCAAUUCAUGAUGAGGCAAUAUACAUCGGGGAGGACAAUCGUGAAAUUAUUCCUAUGGAGUGGAGACACUUUAGGAAGAAAGCCGCGAAUAAUGGCCCCUUCCAAGGUAUACGCACUGUUGCUUAUGAUGGUUCGUGUGAAAUAUGCCCAGCUUGUGCUACUCCAAAGAAGGCAAUUUUUAACAGGAAUGUGUUAGGAAGUAUCGAUCAGGUGACAGGUAAAAAGGGUUACCUACACGCAGGGGGGAGGUUCUCAAAUGGGGGCUUCGUAAUCACCCCGAGGGAGCAGAAGAAGGUGGGAUAUUCUUUAGUAAUAAAUAAGGGGGCGCUAAAAAGUGCUGAGAGGGUUAAAUUGGUGAAUGGGGAAGGCAGAGCGCAGAGAAGGAGCUGCGAGAAUGUUUCCAAAGAACAGGCAACCACUCUGUGCCUCAACCAGCAGAACAAUGCAGAAGUUGUGUACAACUACUACGUAAGUUACGAUCAAUUUUUAAAGUGCAUAAUUUUGAUACAGCGCAGUGUAAGGAUGUGGCUAAAUAGAAGGAAAAGGCGUAGUUCCGAGUGGAGCAAAAACCAAUACAAUGUCCGCAAGUCGGAUCAAUUAGGCCACCGGUGUGCUUUUAGCUGUAGCGUCGUAGGUGGCAAUCAUGGGGAGAAGGAGAAAGACCCAGGAGAAGAUUCAACUGGAAUGAAAAAAGAAAAGUACAAGCCGGAUAUAAUAAAUCGUACAUUCGAAAAUGUGCAUUUUGUGAAUAACCAAAAGAAAGAAAUAAAUGAAUUGUAUGUUACUUUUUUAGAGCAAGAAGUGGGAAACAAAAUGGAAGGAAGGAAUGCACCUAUAUUCCCAUCCCAGCUACAGAGUGUUGAAGGGAAGAGAGAUGACAUUCGUAUGGGUUCCUCUCCAAAUGGUGACUACCUUUUUAAUAAGAAGAACCAGAUGAAUAAUUAUGAGGAAGACGAACUGAGGAGGAGGUGCAACGACAGGGGACUACUUAACAGGGCUGACGAGCUUCAUGAAGACAUACUUGAAAAUGGAGGAAACUCGUUCAGAAGGGAAGAUACCAAAAUAGUUAAAGAAACAUUUGGCGUCAAAAGUGACAAUAUAAGCUUUGAUCGAGAGGAGGUUAGAUCAUCUAAGCGAAAUGUGCAUGACCUUUUGUGUAACCUGCUAAGUAAGUACAAAAGUGCGGCCGAGGAAAACGAGACGAACGAAAAAUUGAGCAACCUGCACCCAAACGAACAAUUUACACGUAACCUAAAAAAGUACAAUAGCUUCCUCAAGUCGAUAGAAAAAAAAGACAUCCCUGGAAAGAGGGACACAUUACUAUCAGUUGUGAACGACUUGAAAUUUGACAACAUAUUGAGUGAAAAGAAAAAAAAUUGCCAAGUGCAAAGGGGCUUAAAUAGCAGUUCCGCUAUGCACAGGCCAUGUUCGUUUCUGAGCUAUAGGGAAUCCCCCUCCCAUAACUACAGUUACAAUGAUAAAGUACAGAAUGGAGUGAACGACGGUAUCACCAAGGGGGGAAGUGACAUAGGCACAAGUGACAACAAACUGGCAAAAAUUAAAUUUCUCCAAAGGGGCAAUUUUUUUUGUAAAAAUUUUUCCGAAAAAGAAGGAAAUGUGAUGGACUAUCCCGUGGGCAAAAAUAAUGUGAACCAUGUUUUAUUGAACAAAGUUGGCAAUAAAAAUUUGAGAAACACCAUAACGGAUAAUUCUUAUGAUGGAUGUUAUUCAGAUCGUUUUAUAGGAGAUCGUCACCGUGUCUUCAUUACGAAGAGGUGA